UCCAAAAUGGCCGUUUUUCGUGGCUAUCUGCCACCAUUUAACCACCACCUGUCUUCUCCGCCUUCCUCUUCCCUUAUUGUCUUCUCCUUCUCUCCGUUGACCAACUCCAUCUUUUAGUUGCUAUACAGAUUGAAUCCGGAAUAAUGGCAGCAGCGAGCAGUGUAAAAGUAGCCAGAAUGACUCUGGGUUCACAGGGACUUGAAGUGUCUGCGCAGGGAUUGGGAUGCAUGGGCAUGUCAGCAUUUUACGGCCUGCCCAAGCCUGAACCAGAUAUGAUCAAGCUCAUUCACCAUGCCAUUAACUCCGGCAUCACCUUCCUUGACACAUCGGACGCAUAUGGACCUCAUACCAAUGAAAUACUCAUCGGAAAGGCUUUGAAGGAUGGGAUGAGGGAAAAAGUAGAGUUGGCUACAAAGUUUGGGAUUAAACUUUCUGAUGGGAAGAGAGAGAUAUUUGGUGACCCGGCUUAUGUGCGGGCUGCCUGUGAGGCCAGCUUGAAGCGGCUUGAUAUUGAUUGCAUUGAUCUUUAUUACCAACAUCGCAUUGAUACACGAUUGCCCAUCGAAGUCACGAUUGGAGAACUGAAGAAACUGGUGGAAGAAGGUAAAAUAAAAUAUAUUGGGUUAUCAGAGGCCUCGGCUGCAACAAUCAGAAGAGCACAUUCUGUUCAUCCGAUAACUGCAGUGCAGUUGGAGUGGUCUCUGUGGUCUAGAGAUGUGGAGGCAGAGAUAAUUCCUACUUGCAGAGAACUUGGCAUCGGAAUAGUAGCAUACAGUCCUCUUGGACGGGGAUUCUUCUCCUAUGGCCCAAAAUUGGUUGAAACUUUCAAUGAAGCAGACUUCCGCCAGUAUCUACCGAGAUUCCAACCCGAAAAUCUGGAGCACAACAAGAGCUUGUUUGAGAGAGUCAAUGAUAUGGCAAGUAGAAAGGGAUGCACCCCUUCACAGCUAGCUUUGGCUUGGGUCCAUCAUCAAGGAGCCGAUGUGUGUCCCAUACCUGGUACCACGAAAAUCGAGAAUUUGGAGCAGAACAUUGGGGCGUUGUCUGUAAAACUGACCAAAGAAGAAAUGACAGAGCUCGAAUGUAUUGCUUCUGCUGAUGGAGUCAAGGGUGAGAGAUAUGGAUCUGGUUUAAGCACAUGGGAAAAUUCAGACACUCCUCCUUUGUCAACUUGGAAAGCUGCAGCAUGAAAACACAUUUUCUCUGGGUGCUAAUAUUACAAGCUCUAUACUUGCUCUUUUUACUACUAAAGUCGAGAGAUUGAAAUAAAGCCGACAUUAAAUGUUGUUGGCACACAGUUUGUUACUAGUAUUGUGCGACCUUGUCGUUUUGUGAUCUACCAGACCUGUAUUGGGAUAUGUAUUUGGUUGUUAUGGCAUUUCGCGUGAAUAAGGAUACAAACAUGUCUGUUAUGUUAUUACGAGCUGUUGAUUUCUGAGUGCUUUGAUGUUUGAACCUUA
This is a messenger RNA of Olea europaea var. sylvestris, 1460 nucleotides long. Its product is annotated as auxin-induced protein PCNT115-like. The record is from RefSeq and is a predicted model, not a curated record. The transcript is spliced from 5 exons. Gene Ontology annotation, cellular component: cytoplasm. NCBI's taxonomy places the organism in Eukaryota, Viridiplantae, Streptophyta, Magnoliopsida, Lamiales, Oleaceae. The coding region runs from base 144 to 1190 and encodes 348 amino acids.